AAGUCAUAAUUCCAUUUGUGACUAGCUCUUCUCCUGAAUGUGGCUCAGCGCCGAGGUAUCUUGCUCGAUUAUGUUUGCCAAGAACUUGUAGCCAAGACCGAAUUUCUUAGUUGAUCCUAUCGGGCUGUUUCCGGCACAACUAAUGACCUGCUCCUGGCGACGUGACAAGACGAACAGUAUUCUCAGAAUACUUCGGAAUUCCAUCCAACAUCUUUAGUAAAAGUAUGGAUCUACAAGACCCCAGGUAAUGAGCGUGGGCACCUUAUUCCUUUUACCGGAAGUAUCAACAUGCUGGCCAUAAGGGGAACCUGGGUAUUUGUUUCUAUAGCAGGCGUAGGUGCCUUCCAUUGGCGACUCGGACAGAUAAUCAUACAUGCCGUGGCUAUGCUCGUCGUCCUUGAUGCCAUCAAGCACGACGGCCAGGUUUCUGUCGUUCCCUUUUCAAUAUUGAAUGUGAUGGAUAGUAUAGGCAGACUACUCUUGCUGCCCCUUGUCGAGAUGAAUCAGCUCGUAAAGAGAGGCAGAUGGGUGAGGUCAUGAUGAUGAGUCCGGAGACGCGCUCGGGGUGGAGAAGUGCCAACAGUUGGAUAGCUGCGCCGCCGGAGUCAUGGCCGCCGACGAUUGCCUUGGUAGUGUUGAAAUAGUCAAAGAUAGCCAAAAUGUUUACAACCACGGUUGACAGAUGGUAGGUAGUUUGCUCGACGGUGGUGAUGUUGUUGGAUGGGUAGCCGCGGAAGGUAGGGCAUACGAUUGUGUGUGUCUUUGAGAAUUCGGCCACCUAAUGAGUCCAAGUCCUCGAGUUGUCGGGAAAGCCGUGAAGAAGGACCAUCAAGGGUCC
Messenger RNA from Colletotrichum godetiae, 838 nucleotides. RefSeq lists its product as uncharacterized. NCBI's taxonomy places the organism in Eukaryota, Fungi, Ascomycota, Sordariomycetes, Glomerellales, Glomerellaceae. Bases 289 to 540 code for a protein of 83 amino acids. The record is from RefSeq and is a predicted model, not a curated record. The transcript has a single exon.